AUCACGAUCGAUAGACGCUGGCAGAAAAGCAACAGAUGUAUUGGAAUCGCAGGAAAGGCUAGCGGAAUCUAUUGAACAUAAAUUGAUAAAAGCAUCGUGACGUAAAAUUAACCAUAUUUGGUUCACAGAAUUAGAGUUUAGACAACAUACUUACACCUAAAAGCUUUAAAUGUGUUUUAUUUUGUGAAUUUGAUAUGGAAAUGUGAUUUGGUAGCGGAAAAUUCACUAGUGACUAAAAUAAUUAAUAGACAAGAAUAGGAACUAUAUAUCAUACACAGACGGCAAAAAUAUGGUAGAAAAAUCGCACCUAUCAGUGGAACAGCUACCAUUACAUGCUCAAGCUACUCAUUGGAGCGCAGUUUCAAUUAUUGCAAUAUGUGCGGCUGCCAUGAUUACGCUUCUUCUUGUUACGGCUGUUGCCUACAAAUGUUACAGACGUCGGGUUAUGCGCAAUGCACAGAACCGAUUGUCGUCUGCGAUAAAGAAAGGCCUGAAAGAAAGCUCGUCUGGAAAGCGUAACUCCCGAAGUUCAUCUUCACUUAAAGCUUCUAAGUCAACAAGUCCAAUAACUCCACCAGAACAUCCGUCUGGACCUGGAGAAAAACUAUCACCUGGCAGCUUUACAAUGCUUCCGGACAACAUGGAUUCCCCACGUCACAUCAGUGGCAAAACAGAAACUCAUCAUCGUAUUGAAUACGAAAAAGGAGGAGAAACUCCUGAGAAAGAGGAAGAGAAAAGGAUGAUUGAAUCUGAUAUCAAAGACAAACAUGAACCAAAAUAUCUUGGUGCACUGAACUUUUCAGCUGAAUAUGAUGAAGAAAGGUCUGCACUUCUUGUUAAUAUCAUGAGUCUUACUGAUCUACCACCACGUGACCCAAGCACCGGUGGCUGUGACCCAUAUGUUAAACUCCAACUUUUACCCGAAAAGCGACAUAAAUGUAAAACUCGUGUUUUACGAAAAACUUUAAAUCCUGUCUAUGAUGAAACAUUUACGUUCUAUGGGAUUGCAAAUAAUCAGUUACAGGGCAUAACUUUGCACUUUGUGAUCCUCAGCUUUGACCGUUUCUCAAGGGAUGCCAUCAUGGGAGAGGUCUUAUACCCGUUAGAGGUUGAAGAGGUGUGUAAACAAAGACUUACACUUUGCAAAGAGAUCACGCCAAGGCAUUUAAAGUUUCGGGUACAAGGGUGUGGAGAACUGUUAGUUUCUCUCUGUUACCAGCCAGCUGCCAACAGACUGACAGUGGUUGUUCUGAAAGCUAGAAAUCUGCCGAAAAUGGACCUCACAGGUCUCUCAGAUCCGUAUGUUAAGAUUUACCUGUUGUAUAAUGGACAGAGAAUCGCCAAGAAAAAGACACACGUGAAAAAGCGUACACUGAAUCCUGUCUUCAAUGAGUCGUUCCUUUUUGAUGUGCCAUAUAACGAGGGCCUCCAAAAUAUUAGUCUCGAAUUUCUAGUGCUCGACUGGGACAGGAUGACCAAAAAUGAGGUUGUCGGGAGGUUAGAGAUAGGAACACGGACACGUGGUGCGGAAUAUCAUCAUUGGAAUGAGGUCAUGAACUGUCCGAGAAAACAAAUCGCCGAAUGGCAUAAAUUAUCCGAGCAAUAGGAAAUCCCAACAUUACCCAUCAAUAGACAUAAUUCGGAUUAAAAAAUAGUUUGGUUUUCCCAGCUAAUCCGGGGAUGACAUACAGGUUUUUACAGUUACCGCUUCGAAAAUAACCACAACAUAGAUUGUUCCUGGUGUAUUGUGACCGGCAGUGCACCUAUCUGGGGCUAUUACGGUAAACUGGGGAUUAGCUUGGAAAAUCAACCUCCAUUAGCCGAGUUUCGGAUAAUAACAAAUUCCGGACAUUUGUAUCACCUUUCAAAUACUUAAAAUGCUGUCGACGAGGAUAUCCGUUUCGUGGCGUUUAUUAGUGACUGUCAGGAUGUGCAUGUGCAGAGGUUAUAAAUAUAUGUUAAUGCUGAAAGGUGCUAUCAAAAUUUAUCCUUGCUGAACACUAAUAUGUUAUAAUACAUAAUGCAGAACUUGACCUCACUUUUUGAUAUCUACCUAAUGUAAGAAAUGUUGACGAGAAAUUUAUACUCCACGUGUUUUUUUAUGUGAAGUGUUUCCAAGACAGUCAUAAGAUAUAUCUACAAAACUAACUUUAAAAAAUGGAUAUUUUAAAAAAUUGUCUUAAAAUGUGAUGUUUGUAUAGAUAUACCUUUGAUUUUCUUUUUUCUCUUCGGAGCUCGCAUUUAAAAAAGAUAUAUCUUUAAAAUACUGAUGAAUAAUUAAUUCAUCAUUGUUUAUUAUAGAGUUUACAUUGACAUACCAUAAAACAAGUUUAGCAAUGUCCUUUUCAUAUAAAUUGCUAAAAGACCUACUUUUAACACGAUUAAUAAUUUGUCGUGGUUCCUUUUUUUUAUUAUGAUAUAAAACAAUCUUGUUAUUAGAAAUGAAUAUUCAUUUUUUUUUAAAAUUCAAAUUAUAAAUAUCAUCCCCGUCGUUACAUGAUGUCCAGAAUGAACGAAGUCACAAUGAAGGCUCGUGGAAAGCACCGGAGACCUAAGGUGUCAUAAUGAAGACACGUGUCGAUAGCCAGGGCGUGUCUGUGUCUAUAGCCAGGGCGUGUCUGUGUCUAUAGCCAGGGCGUGUCUGUGUCUAUAGCCAGGGCGUGUCUUAGCAUGCAAUACAUAUGGGGAUACGUUCCAUGAACCUUGUUCUUAUUUAUCUUUUUUUUAUUCAUAUUAUGAAAAAUAAAAUAGUUUGAUCUAAUUGAUUUGAUGUUGACACAUAUCUGACACAUAUUUCUUAUUAUCUUCUUUUAACUGGUGACCUAUUUGAAGUCUUGUUAAGUUAAUAUUUUAAAAUAAUCACUUCAUGUAUAAAUACUUUUUUCAUAAGUAUUUAUUUCUAUUAUCAUUAUUUAUGUUAUCCAUCUGUUAUUAUAAUAUCAUUUUAUUUGUAUAAGUAUUUUGUUUCUUGAAUGUGAGGCAUGAAUGAUUCAACAUAUAUUCAAAAUGUAUUAUUUAUAUUGGUCCUGUCUGUGAAAGCAAAUAAAGAAAACUAUCAUUU
This is a messenger RNA of Ruditapes philippinarum (Manila clam), 3061 nucleotides long. Its product is annotated as synaptotagmin-4-like. Gene Ontology annotation, molecular function: SNARE binding; clathrin binding; calcium ion binding. Gene Ontology annotation, cellular component: membrane; synapse; axon. The record is from RefSeq and is a predicted model, not a curated record. Bases 290 to 1606 code for a protein of 438 amino acids. Gene Ontology annotation, biological process: regulation of dopamine secretion; calcium-ion regulated exocytosis; vesicle fusion. The transcript has 5 exons. Lineage: Eukaryota; Metazoa; Mollusca; Bivalvia; Venerida; Veneridae.